AUGGACGGCGAUCCGGCGGUCGAGUCGCAGCUCGACUCUUUCAGCUUGACCUUUCCCCUGCCGUACAGGGUCGCCUUUAUCAUAAUCCUCGCUGUCUGGGGAUGGGGAGUCAACCUCCACUACCUCUAUCUUCUCAACAUCGACGUCCCCUCCCUCAUCCGAUACCCGGGGCGCUCCUCGCCCACCCACGCACCCCACCACCUCUCAACCUACCGGCUGGCCACCGUCCUCUCCAUCAGCUUCGCCCUCUCCAUCACCGCCUUCUGGAUCCUCUCCCACCGCGAUCCCGAGCUAGUCAUCUACUAUGACUGGCUGCCCAUGAGCUACCUCGUCGUCCUCGCCGCCCUCUUCGUCAUCCCCUUCCGCAGCCUCUCCCUCUCCCACUCGGGCCGCGGGCGCCUCCUCGCCACCCUCCGCCGCGUGAGCGUCGGCGGGCUCGCCGAGGCCCACAACGGCAAGUUUGGCGACAUCCUGCUCGCCGAUGUGCUGACCAGCUACUCCAAGAUCCUGGCCGACCUCUUCGUCUGCGCCUGCAUGUUCUUCUCCCGCGGCGGCUCGGCCACGGAGCGGCCCGACCGCGACUGCGGCGGCAGCGUCGUCGUGCCCCUCAUCAUGGCCGUGCCUUUCCUCAUCCGCUUCCGCCAGUGCUGCAUCGAGUACGUGCGCGUCCGCCGCGCCCCCUUCAAGGAGAGCGCCGGCUGGGGAGGGCAGCACCUCGCCAACGCCGCCAAGUACGCCAGCUCCUUCCCCGUGCUGCUGUUCAGCGCCCUGCUGCGCGCCGCCGAGAGCUCGUCGUCGUCGUCCGCCGGCGCCGGCGCCGACAAGAGCCCCGCCACGGCCGCACACAGCCCGGGCCUGUACCGCGCGUGGCUGCUGGCCGUCGCCGUCAACUCGCUGUACAGCUUCUACUGGGACGUGGCCAAGGACUGGGACCUGACGCUGUUCUCGGCCCGCGAGCGCAACUCGUCCGAGCACCCCUUCGGCCUGCGCUCGCCGCUGUACAUCCAGCCCGCGCCGCUCGUCUACUACGCCGUCAUCGCGCUCGACCUCGUGCUGCGGUGCACGUGGGUCAUCAAGCUCAGCCCCCGGCUCGACCACGUCUCCGGGUUCGAGAGCUCCAUCUUCCUCCUGCAGGCGCUCGAGGUCGUCCGGCGCUGGAUCUGGAUCUUCUUCCGCGUCGAGACUGAAUGGGUUAGGAACACCAACACCGGGCUUGGCGUCGAGGACAUCCUCAUGGGGGACUACUCGCCCAAGUAUGAGGAUGCCGAGGACUAA
This is a messenger RNA of Thyridium curvatum, 1275 nucleotides long. RefSeq lists its product as uncharacterized. NCBI's taxonomy places the organism in Eukaryota, Fungi, Ascomycota, Sordariomycetes, Thyridiales, Thyridiaceae. The transcript is spliced from 2 exons. The record is from RefSeq and is a predicted model, not a curated record. Bases 1 to 1275 code for a protein of 424 amino acids. Gene Ontology annotation, cellular component: membrane; cytoplasm.